Molossus molossus (Pallas's mastiff bat) is the source of this 1102-nucleotide messenger RNA. RefSeq names its product sclerostin domain containing 1 (gene SOSTDC1). NCBI's taxonomy places the organism in Eukaryota, Metazoa, Chordata, Mammalia, Chiroptera, Molossidae. The record is from RefSeq and is a predicted model, not a curated record. The transcript has 2 exons. Gene Ontology annotation, molecular function: BMP binding. Gene Ontology annotation, biological process: negative regulation of BMP signaling pathway; negative regulation of Wnt signaling pathway. Bases 68 to 688 code for a protein of 206 amino acids.
AGUUACAGUGCAGAAGCAGAGGGAAAGGAAUUAACCAGCUCUCAGCCAAGCAAAUCCUCUACUCACCAUGCUUCCUCCUGCCAUUCAUUUCUAUCUCAUUCCCCUUGCAUGCAUCCUAAUGAAAAGCUGUUUGGCUUUUAAAAAUGAUGCCACAGAAAUCCUUUAUUCACAUGUGGUUAAACCUGUUCCAGCACACCCCAGCAGCAACAGCACGAUGAAUCAAGCCAGAAAUGGAGGCAGGCAUUUCAGUAACACCGGACUGGAUCGUAACACUCGGGUUCAAGUGGGUUGCCGGGAACUGCGCUCCACCAAGUACAUCUCUGAUGGCCAGUGCACCAGCAUCAGCCCUCUGAAGGAGCUGGUGUGUGCUGGUGAGUGCUUGCCACUGCCCCUGCUCCCCAACUGGAUCGGAGGAGGCUACGGAACCAAGUACUGGAGCAGGAGGAGCUCCCAGGAGUGGAGGUGUGUCAACGACAAAACACGUACCCAGAGAAUCCAGCUGCAGUGCCAAGAUGGCAGCACGCGCACCUACAAGAUCACCGUGGUCACCGCCUGCAAGUGCAAGAGGUACACUCGGCAGCACAAUGAGUCCAGUCAUAACUUCGAGAGCAUGUCGCCUGCGGAGCCAGCCCAGCAUCACAGAGAGCGGAAAAGGGCCAGCAAACCCAGCAAGCACAGCAUGAGUUAGAACUCAGACUCUCCAAACUGGACUGACUGGUAACCAUCUGCUUUACAGAUUUGAUUGCUUGGAAGACUCAAGACUGCCAUUGCUAUUUUCUUACUUGAAAAUAUAUGUUUUCUGCUUUGAUUAAACUCAGCAAACUGUCCUAAGUAUCAGGACCUUCUUUGGGAAUAGCGUUUCCAUCACAAGUUUUUCAAGAUGUACCCGUAUCCAUGAGUGCAAUUUGUAUUUAAAUUCCACACAUCCUGUAGUUUUAAUUCCCCAUGGUUCUUGAAAGACUGGUGAUACUAUAUACAUACUAUAUAUCGAAUAAUUACUUUUUAAAACAGAAAGGGCUUCUCAGUUAUCAUUCACUCCCCAACCUAUUUCCUGUCUCCUAGAAAAAUCCUCCAAAACUGAAUAGUUAAAAAAAAAUUGUUG